GACCGGGAUCGGGACCGGGACCCGCACCGGGACCGGCGCCCCAUGGAAGGGCAGCGGCUGCGGCCGGAGCGCCUGAAGUUUGCCCGGAGCGAGGAAUGAGCGAUGGAGGGGCCGAGCCCGGCGGGAGCCCCGUGCUGCUGGCCGAGCCCGCAGCCACCGGGCGGGCCCGGGAGAAGGCGCCGACCCGGGCGGAGCUGGAGAGCGCCCUGCGUGGCGGCGGCGGAGGCGGCGGCGGCUUCAAGGACAUCCCCGGAACGUCGGCGGUCAGCCCCGGCUCCUCCAAGGAGUGCGCCCCGGACACCGAGAGCCCGUCGGGGACCGGCGAGGCGGAUUACUGCCGCCGCAUCCUGGUGCGAGAUGCCAAAGGGACGAUCCGGGAGAUUGUGCUGCCCAAGGGGCUGGACCUGGACCGGCCCAAGCGCACUCGGACGUCCUUCACGGCGGAGCAGCUCUACCGCCUGGAGCUGGAAUUCCAGCGCUGCCAGUACGUGGUGGGCAGGGAGAGGACGGAGUUAGCGCGGCAGCUCAACCUCUCCGAGACCCAGGUCAAGGUCUGGUUCCAGAACCGGCGCACGAAGCAGAAGAAGGACCAGAGCAGGGACUCUGAGAAACGCUCCUCCGCCACCUCCGAGUCCUUCGCCACCUGCAACAUCCUCCGGCUGCUGGAGCAGGGCCGGCUGCUGUCGGUGCCGGCCCCCCCCAGCCUCCUGUCCCCCGCCUCCAACCCCAUCUCCAGCCCCGCGGGCAACGGCUCCGGCCUGGCCACGCCGGGCCCCGCGUCCCCCGGGCUGGGCGGCGGGAGCAGCCCCCCGGCCCCGGGAGCCUUCAGCCUGCAGGUCCCGUCCCUCGCCUCCUCGUCCUCCUCGUCCUCCUCGCCGCGGCUGCCGGGGGGGCCGCUGUGCUUCGGGGGGCCGCUCCUGGGCAGCCUGCACGACCUGCCGGGCGCGUACGGACUGGGCACUUCAGCGUUCGAGCCUUACACGCGGCUGGAGAGGAAAGACAGUUCUAUAUCCAGCAAGAAGCCGAGCUCUUAAAUCAAAAUGAGUGUCAAAAGGUGUCGUC
Molecule: messenger RNA, 1062 nt
Organism: Empidonax traillii (willow flycatcher)
Lineage: Eukaryota; Metazoa; Chordata; Aves; Passeriformes; Tyrannidae
Gene: VAX2
Product: ventral anterior homeobox 2
Exons: 4
Coding region: 96-1034 (312 amino acids)
Biological process (GO): neuron differentiation; brain development; central nervous system development
Molecular function (GO): DNA binding; DNA-binding transcription factor activity, RNA polymerase II-specific
Source: RefSeq, a predicted model, not a curated record